GCGCUGGCCGUGCGGGACAGGCUGCUGGCAGCAGAGGUGGAUGAACUCUGAGUGCAAGCCGGACCUUGGGAAGUUCAAGCUCACUGCUGGGAAGUUCUAUGGAGAUCCAGUGCGAGAUAAAGGUCUACAAACCAGUGAAAAUUCUAAAUUUUAUGCUAUCUCCUCACGAUUUAAACCAUUUAGUAACAAAGGGAAGACUCUGGUCAUUCAGUACACUGUGAAGCAUGAGCAGAAGAUAGAUUGUGGUGGGGGAUACGUUAAGAUUUUUUCCUCAAACUUGGAUCAGAAGAACCUAAGUGGAGAUUCACAUUAUUACAUCAUGUUUGGGCCAGAUAUUUGUGGAUCUGAGACAAAGAAAGUCCAUGUUAUUUUAAAUUACAAGAAUAAACCCCAUCCAAUCAAGAAACUGAUCAGAUGCAAGGUUGACGGCUAUACACAUCUAUACACUCUGAUUAUAAGGCCAGAUCAGACUUACGAAGUAAAAAUUGAUAACGAAAUGGUUGCAUCUGGCAACUUGGAAGAUGAUUUAGAUUUUUUGCCACCGAGGAAAAUUAAUGAUCCAACAGUGAGGAAACCCACUGACUGGGAUGAUCGCAUCCUAAUUGAUGAUCCGAAUGACAUCAAGCCUGAGGACUGGGAUGAACCUGAAUACAUUGUGGACACCAGUGCUGAGAAACCUGAAGACUGGGAUGAUGCUGUGAAUGGAGAAUGGCAUCAUCCGAUGGUCAAGAAUCCUCUAUACAGAGGGGAAUGGAAGCCAAGGCAGAUUGAUAACCCAAAUUACAGAGGAGUUUGGCCUCAUCCACAGAUUGACAAUCCAAAUUACUCGCCGGACUUCAGUAUCUACAGCUAUGAAAAUAUCAGCGUCAUUGGACUAGAUAUCUGGCAGGUGAGAGCUGGCACAAUUUUUGACAAUUUCUUGAUAACAGAUGAUGAGGUUUAUGCAGAAGACUUUGGAGAUGAAACGUGGGGUGAAACGAAGUUUUCUACUGGGAAUCCAUUAUAUGAAACUUACUACAAACAGGUAGAUCCGACAUAUACGGGGAGAGUUGGGGCAAGUGAAGCUGCGCUGUUUCUUAAAAAAUCCGGUCUUUCUGAUAUUAUCCUUGGAAAAAUAUGGGAUUUGGCUGACCCGGAGGGUAAAGGAUACUUGGAUAAACAGGGUUUCUAUGUCGCGUUACGCCUUGUAGCAUGUGCACAGAACGGCCAUGAUGUUAACCUGAGCAGUCUGAACUUGACUGUGCCACCUCCUAAAUUUCAUGACACUAGCAGUCCUUUGCUGAUCACACCACCUUCAACAGAGACUCACUGGGCUGUUAGGGUGGAAGAAAAAGCAAAGUUUGAUGGUAUUUUUGAAAGCCUUUUGCCAGUAAAUGGUUUACUUUCAGGAGACAAAGUAAAACCAGUACUGAUGAAUUCAAAGCUACCUCUUGAUAUCCUAGGAAGGGUCUGGGAUCUCAGUGAUAUUGAUAAAGAUGGUCACCUGGACAAGGAUGAAUUUGCUGUGGCAAUGCAUUUGGUUUAUAGAGCUCUUGAGAAAGAGCCAGUUCCUUCACUAUUACCCCCUUCUCUCAUACCACCUUCUAAAAGAAAGAAGACGCCUGUCUUUCCUGGUGCAGUUCCUGUUCUCCCUGCGAGUCCACCACCAAAAGAUAGCCUCCGUUCUACCCCAUCUCAUGGUAGCGUCAACAGUCUGAACAGCACAGGGAGCUUGUCUCCCAAGCACACCAUCAAACAAGCGCAGCCAUCUGUAAAUUGGGUGGUACCAACAUCUGAAAAAGUGCGAUACGAUGAAAUCUUCUUAAAAACAGACACAGACAUGGAUGGUUUUGUGAGUGGCCAAGAAGUAAAGGACAUUUUUAUGCAUUCAGGUCUGUCUCAGAAUCUCCUAGCACAUAUAUGGGCUUUGGCAGACACAAGACAGAUGGGAAAGCUCAGCAAAGAUCAGUUUGCACUAGCAAUGUAUCUCAUUCAACAGAAGGUCAGUAAAGGGAUUGAUCCUCCACAAGUGUUGUCCCCAGAUAUGAUCCCUCCCACAGAGAGGAACACUCCCAUACAGGAUAGUUCAAGUUCCGUUGGAUCAGGAGAAUUUACUGGGGUGAAGGAACUGGAUGAUAUUAGUCAAGAAAUUGCACAGCUGCAGAGAGAAAAAUAUUCGCUAGAGCAGGACAUUAGGGAAAAGGAAGAAUCAAUCAGACAGAAAACCAAUGAAGUUCAGGAACUGCAAAAUGAUUUAGAUAGGGAGACAAGCAACUUGCAAGAGCUAGAGGCUCAGAAGCAAGAUGCCCAAGACCGCCUGGAUGAAAUGGACCAGCAGAAAGCCAAACUGAAAGAUAUGCUGAAUGAUGUAAGGCAGAAAUGCCAGGAAGAAACACAGGUGAUUUCAUCACUAAAAAUGCAGAUUCAAUCUCAGGAAUCAGAUUUAAAGUCACAGGAGGAUGACCUUAAUAGAGCAAAAGCAGAGCUGAAUCGCCUCCAGCAAGAAGAGACUCAGCUAGAGCAGAGUAUCCAGGCUGGAAAAGUGCAGCUUGAAACAAUAAUCAAAUCUUUAAAAUCAACACAGGAAGAAAUAAACCAGGCAAGAAGUAAACUUUCUCAACUUCAAGAGAGUCAUCAAGAAGUCAACAAGAGUAUAGAAGAAUAUAAUGAAGCUCUCAAUGGGAUUCAUGGUGGUAGUCUGACGAAUUUAGCAGACAUAAGCGAAGGCCUUGGGCAGACGGAGAGAAGCAAUUAUGGAGCUAUGGAUGAUCCAUUUAAGAAUAAAGCCUUGAUGUUUACCAAUAAUACACAAGAAUUGCAUACAGACCCAUUCCAGUCAGAAGAUCCUUUCAAAUCUGAUCCAUUUAAGGGAGCAGACCCUUUCAAAGGCAAUCCAUUUGGAGGUGAUCCAUUUAAGGAAAGUGACCCAUUUCGUAGUUCUGCCCCCGAGGAUUUCUUCAAGAAACCGGUGAAGAGUGACCCAUUUACCUCAGAUCCAUUCACAAAACCCUCCACUUUACCCUCAAAGCCUGACCCUUUUGAAAGCAGUGAUCCUUUUACGUCUUCCAGUAUCUCUUCAAAAGGUCCAGAUCCAUUUGGAACACUGGAUCCAUUUGGAAGUGGUGCUUUCAAUAGUGGUGAGGGAUUUGCAGACUUCAGUCAGAUGUCAAAGUCAGUAGCUUCAGACCCCUUUGCCUCCUCUUUUGGAGGAAUGGGUUUCUCAGAUGACCCUUUCAAAAGCAAAUCGGACACACCCGCGUUACCACCUAAGAAAAAUGUCCCUCCUCGACCCAAGCCACCCAGUGGUAAAAGUACUCCUGUAAGCCACCUUGGGUCUUCAGAUUUUCCCAAGCCCCAUGAUCCAUUCCAGCCAUUUGGGGCUGACAGCAGUGACCCGUUUCAAAGUAAAAAGGGGUUUGGGGACCCAUUUAGUGGAAAAGAUCCAUUUGCUCCCUCCUCUUCAAGUAAAACUUCUAAAGACUCUUCCUUGGGGUUUGCAGACUUCAGCUCUUUUGGAAAUGAAGAACAGCAACUGGCAUGGGCAAAGCGCGAGAGUGAAAAAGCAGAGCAAGAAAGACUAGCUCGAUUGCGGAGGCAAGAACAAGAAGACCUUGAGUUGGCUAUUGCACUCAGUAAGGCUGAUAUGCCAAACUCUUAAAUAGAGGUUCUUUGGCUCCACCCUGUCCAAGUGAAACCUUUAAACGUGGCUUUUAUAAAAAUAUGAAAUUCUUGGUUUAUGUUGUGAAAAUAAUUUUAGUCACCUUCAACUCUAAACAAGACCGGCUGGUUACGUCAAACUGGGCUCUGUGUGGCUUUUCAAGUGCAUAAUAUGCAGGAAACACUGUAUAAGCUGUAUUAUAUGUUCUAGAUAAAAUUUACUGCUUGUAAGAAAUUUAACGUAUGAUCCUAAGAUACUGAAAGCAAAGUUCUUUAUCUGGAAGACAAUGUUGCAUAUAGUAAACUGCAACUUGCGCAUCUGGCUUUUUAUUACCUGGAUUCCAUUGGUUUUUUGAGGCUGCAGUAUGAAUUUCAAAGAAAAUGUCAUAAAAAGAUAAUAUUUAUAGAAUUAGCUUUCACUUGUUAUAUUUAUUUAAUAAUUCAUGGUAGGCUAAUCAGCGUGUCAUCUGUGUCAUCUACGUCAAAGUCUUCAGCAUAAAUUCAUUAUCCGGUGGUCCCUUUUUAUCCAGGAGAUGUGGCUUUUACAAAAGACUCUGGCAAUUUAUAUAUGAUGAAUACAAGCGUAGUGAACUGUAUAAAAUGUUACCCAUUUGAAGCCUCUAUGAAUGAGUAGUUCUAAUUUAAACAUCUGUUUGCGUUGAGUUUUAAUAAUUGUACAUGAUGUUGUAAAAGAGGGAGUUAAUUCAGUUGUAGUAAAUUGGGCAAAGAAUUUGGCAAUUAAAUCAUUAGGCAAAAUCUUGCUUUAUCUCACCGGCAAAUAUGGUUGCAGGAUGGCGAUACAAGUUCGCGUGCUGCUUUCCUGUAAAAUCAAGCAAUGGAAAACUUACUGAGCCUGAGCAGCGUUCAUCCCUACAACUCAUUUUACCCUCUUUUGCUCCAGCCGCCAGAACAUAGACCGUGUGAUCUGUGUUACCCAGCUGACUGCGUGAGACGGUCUUUACCUCUGUUUCUUGAAUUCCACCUAUCUUAUAUUACGGGGUUACAGAUCAAACGUAAUGUAGCUGAAAUAAGGCCAAGUUGAAACAGAUUUUAUUUGCCAAAUACAUGUUCAUGUUUUAUAUAUGUUAUAGAAGCACUGGUAGACUGGAUUGGCUUUAAAAUACAGCUUGCAGUAGUAAGUCCAAGUAGGAACAGAUUUUAUAUACACCUGCAGAACUCGGUACUUCCACCUGGUAAGGAUAACACACAAUGUGUUUUAUGUGUCAUAUAUAAAAUACGUCCUUAUGAUAAGUCUGUGAAUUAUUUGCUUACUAAAAAUGCCUUUUCUGAUUACAGGAAUUCUAAAACUUCAGUUGUCUUUGCCUUGGACUUUUAUGUCUAAACAGAGUAGGCAUCUAGCACAAAAUUUUUAAAACGUCCUUAAUGUCUAUCUGCUUUCCCGUCCCUGGUUCUGUAGGAAUGCAAAGCUUAACAGCCUGUGUUCCUACUGAUGCAACCCUUAGGACAUUUUCUCAGUUUUUCUGAAUAUGUGGUUAUUCCUUCAUCGUCAUUUGUAUUUUUUAUGUCCUUGCUUCCUUACUUUUAUUUUUCAUAAUACAAAGAUAGUGCCUGCUCACUGAAUGAAAACAAUCUCUCCCCAUUCUGUUAUAAUUGCCUUAUUCUGGAUGCUCUCCUUACACAGAGAUAAGAAUCAGAUUGGAUCAUUUUAAUCUCCUUGCUAGUUUUCAGCUCUGAAAUGCAGCUAAGGUGUGGCAUUUGGUGUCUCAGGCUUCUGUGGGUAGGUAUACGGGCGCGUGCGUGUCUGCGUAUGUACGUAUACGCACACAUGCGCACCCAUCCUAUGCCUAUGCAGCAAUACGUACGACAAAACUGAAACCCCGUAUCUCAAAAGGCAGUUUUAGGAGUCACAGUUCCCUGUUUGCUGUGUGUCUCCUGUGCUGAUGGCACUACAGAUAAUGUGAAUCUUUAAUUCACUUCAGAUGGGAAGAAGAUGCAUUCUAGUAUCAAAACCAACCCUAUAAUGAUCUUUAAUGCUGUCCUUUCAUGACCCAUUUGGAAUGCAGGAGAAGAUAUUUCUAAUUUUACAGAACCUGAUUUGAAAUCCCUUCCUAUUGUGGUAAUUUUUCUCUAAAAUUUGUUAAAUGAAAUGAUCAAACAUACUAAAAUGUCAACAGAUUCUCUCUCCUGUUGGUGUACAGGACUUGAAGCCUCCAAGAGCAAACUCGGGUCUGUCUAUAGCUCACAUUAGGUAAAACUUUUGCUAUGAAAGAGCAAUUUCAAAAUGGAAUGGCUGCAGGGAUUCUCAGUGAGGUUAAAACAAAUUAUGUAUAUGUGCAAGAUUCUCCUUUUCAUUUUCAUGUGGGCCUGAGUCUUUGUGGUGUCUCUUCUGCAAGAAUAAAACCCCAUUCAUACGUAGUGCCGUUUUAGAAAGGAAAACCACUUUUGGACUACUACUUGGGUGAUGUCACUCCGGUGGGAGGGGGUGGAUGAGCUAAAUAGCUUGAUUCAUUUUUUGAGUUAUGCACCAUAACAAGGCUUUCUGCUGCUUUGUCAGUGCUCUAAAAUAGCAUCAUUUAUAAUGCUUCUAAGGCAACGAGUCGGUUUUUUCAGCAGGAAGCCAGAAAUUUGAAUUAAUCUAGCAUUCCAUAUCGUGUUAGAACUCAUUGCUUAUUUUCCUGUUUCCUUAUUGACUCAUUCUUCGUAUUUGCUUGGACAGUAACAGAAGAUCCAGCAAAUGAACAAGGCCGGAGCAUGUCCUCUACACACAGUGUAUUAGCUUUAGUAACCUUAGGUUUACUGAAACACUCUGCAUGUGUCAAAAUUUUAGACACUGCAGUAGACGAACCCUUAGCUGUGAUUUCUCCCCAUUGUAUCAAAUACAGUUUUCCAUAUAAAAAGGAGGAUUACCCACGUUCUUCUCUUACGCUCGUAACUCGGUGUUCUGUAUAAUACCUGCACUUGUUCUUCUAAGACGAAACCUCUGUCGCAAGACAUCGAUGAUCUUCUUCCUCCAGAACGGUGAAAUUUAAAGCACAAAUAGGCCUAGUGCUAUUUGGGCAGAGAAAAUAUGUACAAUGCGAGCUAGACGGAAUGUGAGUAUACACAAUGCAUAUACAGUGUACAUUGAGAUCCAUAUUAUUUGUGUCUACGUGUGUAUAUAUAUAUAGUGUAUCGUAUAAUGUAAUAAUAGUGCGUGUAUAUACUAUACAUGUCCACAUACUAUGCCUAGUAUAUAGCUACUUGUGCUGUACAUAAAAGGUGUAUAUACAUUGAAUAUGUAGAAUAUGCAUAUAUAUUCUAUAUAUUAAAGCUUGUCUGUAUGUAUGUAUUCUCUAAACAGAGAUGGAUACAGAAAUGGAAUUUUUACAGAAAUGCAGAUUAGAUCACGGCUCUUAGAAUUUCAAAGUUCUGGUGAAAGAAAAAAAAAAAAAAGGAGCAAUGACUACUUUAAUAAAUUUGUUUAAAGAUCCCUUUCAUUGGCAUGAGAUGCUGUUCACGAGCUGUGCCAAGUGUGAGAGAGAAACCUGGCAGAAAGUAGGUAUCAUCUGCACUGGAUGUGAUUUCGCAUUCUUUGGAGUUUUUAAAGUGUCUUUUUGAAAUGUAGGCUCAAUUUCUGACCUUCUUGCAUGUGAUGGUCAUGUCAUCUUUUUUCCUCUAGGCUGAGGCAAUGAUUUUUCUCCAACGUUUGCUUGUAGUUUCACUUCUCUUUCUUUUUUUCCCCCCCUUUUUAAAAAAAUGUGUUUAAGGAGCUAUUCCCAUACACACCUGCACCCCAAACAGUCGCACGCUAAGGUGGAAAACAUGUUUUUCUUGCUUCAUUCCAGUUAUAGAGGUUGCACAUAAUUGUCAUCUGGAUUUCAGCUCUGGUUUUCCUCCAUUUCCACCUAAGCUUUUACUUCAGGAGGAAUGACUGUCCGUUGCAUUCUUGGCUUUGAGGAAAGGAUGGAGGUGAUUCUGCUUUCUACUCAGAUAAAUUAUUAGACUCCGUCCUACAUUGAGCAAUCCCAAAGAGUUUAGUAGGCUUUUACAGCGGCACAUGUGUGUUUUAUACAGUCUCGUCACUGCUGGAAUGACUCAUGGAAAACCAUGAAUUGCACACAGCACCGAGGCACGGCAGUUAGAACAGGAAAGACGGGCAAUUAUUCACGUCGAGCCGACGCAUGCAAACUUUGCGUGUAGGACGCAGGUAUUGAAUUACCCACAUUAUCCUUUAUAGACCAGGAUGUUCACAUUUGCCUCGAGUGGUUUCCCUACGUUAUAUUCAAAUCGCCCUGUUGUAAAACAUACCAGUCGUUCUGCAAUAAAAACAGAUGCUCAUAAAAGUCAUAAUUCUACAAUAAUGCUGUAUGAAAUAUUUUUAUAUUGGCAAAUUUUUCCUGAUGCAAUCUCUGCCCUGUGAGGAUCAUCAGUCCUUACUGUAUUUCGUUUCAUGUCAUGUGCUCUCAAAGUGUAGGAAAUCCCAAGCUGGGUCUGACUGUGGAACCUUUUUUUUUGUUUGUUUUAAUUCCUGUCUGUGAAAUCUGUUGUCAGAAAUCUUUUGUAGAGAUUAUUUUGUCAUCUUCUGCUCAGAGAUAAUGCACUUUUUCUUGGAUUCUUCUUAUAAUCCUUUUGGGGUUACUAUUUCUUCUUUAGUGUUUCUCCAUUGAGAAGAGUAUUUAUUCUGUAGAACCGAGGCCCAGGGAAGUUUGGUCCAAGUAGAAUUGUUGCUUUCCCUCGUGUCAGAGUUUGAUUUCUCCUUUCUUCCAUGUUUUAUUCCUCCCUCUCAGGAAUUUCAUUUCUGUUUAAUCCUCAUUUAGAGUUGAAACUCUGGUUUGAAGUGAAUUGAUCGGUGCUGGUAAUGAUCCAGCUCAAAUAGGUUCCGACGCUGGGGGAACAGCUCGGGUUUUGUUGUGUGUCAACCAUCGCAUCUCUCGGUAGACUUCACUCCAAACAUCUUUUCUUAGAAAGGAAUUUUGCUUGGAGUAUGGUGGAAUCCUAGAAGAUUUAUUUUUAGAGUAAAUAUGUUAACUAUUAUUCAUUGACACACCUGUUUUCUCAGUCAAUAUACUGCUCUUUUUACUUGAAAGUUUUAUAAAUAAAGGCUAAUUUGUUAUAAAACGGAAUUUUCAUUUUUCCAGCUUCUGCCUUCCCUUUUAAGUUUUACUUUAAAAGCAAAACUCCCAGUGAGUGUGGUUCCUUUUGCUGUUACAGUUCUAGAGUGCUCUUCUGGUGUCCCUUUUAAUACGACUUUCUUCCGUCUGACCUAAAAAAGGUGGAAAGGACAAAGUGGAAACUGCAAUGUUGACCUAAAUUUGACUAAUAUCUCCAAAUCUGUACAUUAUUGUAGUUAUAUUUAUCUUUCAAAUAGCAUAACAAAUUGAAAGGUAUUUUAAUUUUAACCCAUCUCAUGUGUUUA
Egretta garzetta (little egret) is the source of this 8992-nucleotide messenger RNA. RefSeq names its product epidermal growth factor receptor substrate 15-like 1. Gene Ontology annotation, molecular function: calcium ion binding; cadherin binding. The transcript is spliced from 29 exons. The record is from RefSeq and is a predicted model, not a curated record. The coding region runs from base 41 to 3637 and encodes 1198 amino acids. NCBI's taxonomy places the organism in Eukaryota, Metazoa, Chordata, Aves, Pelecaniformes, Ardeidae. Gene Ontology annotation, biological process: protein folding; endocytosis; endosomal transport. Gene Ontology annotation, cellular component: clathrin coat of coated pit; endoplasmic reticulum; cytoplasm.